UCCGGAAUUAUGUAAGUAGUUCAUUUCUUGGCUAUUUAUUCAAAACGGGCAUCGCAACUUGUCGUUUUUUCUAAUAUUUUUCUUCGACCCUUUUUUAAUUUCACCACUGUCUGUUGGCGAAAAACAGUGGAAGCUGCCUCGAAACAACUCAUCGACCCAACAUAUUUCAAAACUGCUGCUGAUUUCCGUCAACGUUGUGCAAUGCUUUUGGAAGCGACGCUAAGAUCCGCUGUUGGGCUGCGAAGUUCGCCUCUAACCAAGGCCAUUAUUCAAGCUGUUAGUUUGUUCAAGAUUGGUAUCAAAUCGUGCACAAAGAAGGAAGAGGAAUGGUUCAAUACGAUCAUGGAAAAGCAGUACAAGGUUUUGCCUAGAUUGAAAAUMGAAAAUAACACGGUGGAAAACUCAAAAGACUAUCCCGAAAUGGCCACGGAAGAUAUACUUAUGGUUUCAUUUGACCUUACUCGGCUCCACGCAGAGAAUUUCACCAAAACAAAGAUUGAAACGCUAACUAAGCAGGGGAUUCCACCUCAAAUCGCUCUUCAGCAAUACCGUGAGGGUUGGUGGUUUCUUCUUACUGGCGAACGACUUGACGGGGAAACGCCUGGAUCGUCUGUAGAGAUAAAAAAAGAGGGUAUUUUGGAAAAGGUUGAUGAGAAGGAUGUAAAACGAUUCGACGAAGCUAAAUUUGAAGACCGCCUUCUUACGGCUUKGCCGAUGAUUAUUCAGAACGUCGCACAAAAGUCGGGCAAGGUCAAGAUUCAAUUUAAGGCUCCAGCGGUCGCUGGAAAGUACAAGUUCAAUGUAGCCAUCAAGUCACAAGACUUUCUGGGUGCGGACCAGGUGGUCAGUGUUGAAGCAGAUGUUGUGGAUAAAUCCACUGUUACACGAGAACCUUUGGAAGAAGAGGAAAAAGAUGAUGAAGGGAAGAAGGAUAAAUAGACUACUUUUCGAAUUUAAUGAAUAUUUUAAAAAAAUUCCAUACAAAUGAAAUGUUUCAACACAC
Molecule: messenger RNA, 1003 nt
Organism: Pseudo-nitzschia multistriata
Lineage: Eukaryota; Bacillariophyta; Bacillariophyceae; Bacillariales; Bacillariaceae
Source: the annotation of a GenBank genome assembly